This is a messenger RNA of Biomphalaria glabrata, 4194 nucleotides long. RefSeq names its product serine hydroxymethyltransferase, mitochondrial-like. Gene Ontology annotation, cellular component: cytoplasm; mitochondrial inner membrane; nucleus. Gene Ontology annotation, molecular function: glycine hydroxymethyltransferase activity; serine binding; zinc ion binding. Gene Ontology annotation, biological process: regulation of oxidative phosphorylation; protein homotetramerization; folic acid metabolic process. The transcript is spliced from 12 exons. Lineage: Eukaryota; Metazoa; Mollusca; Gastropoda; Planorbidae. The coding region runs from base 156 to 1625 and encodes 489 amino acids. The record is from RefSeq and is a predicted model, not a curated record.
UAUUAAGAGACCUUGACCUAUUGACCCCUUUGUUUUGAAAAGCGACAGCUGAUAGCUGACCCAUACCGCUACGGUCUGGAUCUAGAUCUAAUAGACCACACGUUUUAGUCAUUUUAACGGUACAGACUAAAGAGAAAAUUUGACGUCUUGAAGAAAUGCACGGAGCUAAAAGAUUGACUUGUACUUUUCUUUCUUAUCGGCAUCUUUCUCAAGGAUGUAUCCGAAUAAGAAACAAAUGGACUGGUCAAGAAACAAUUGAAACUGAUGACCCUGAGGUCUAUGAAAUUAUCAAACAAGAGAAAUACAGGCAGUCUCAUGGUUUAGAACUUAUAGCUUCAGAGAACUUUGCUAGUCGUGCUGUUCUAGAAGCAUUGGGGUCUUGUUUGACUAACAAGUACUCUGAGGGAUACCCUGGAGCAAGAUAUUAUGGAGGCAAUGAAAACAUUGACAAAAUUGAAGUUUUGUGUCAGAAGAGAGCGCUGGAAGCAUUCAGAUUGGAUCCAGACAAGUGGGGUGUAAAUGUGCAGCCUUACUCUGGGAGUCCUGCCAACUUUGCAGCCUUUACUGCAGUGUUAAAUCCACAUGAUAGAUUAAUGGGCUUAGACUUACCAGAUGGAGGACAUUUAACCCAUGGCUUUAUGACUGAUACUAAACGUGUAUCUGCAACCUCUAUCUACUUUGAAUCUAUGCCUUACAGGCUGAAUCCUAAGACUGGUUAUAUUGAUUAUGACAAGCUUCGAGAAACAGCUAGACUUUUUCGUCCUCGCUUAAUUAUAGCAGGUACAACAGCCUAUUCAAGAUUGCUUGAUUAUAAAGCAUUUAGAGAGGUUUGUGAUGAGGUAAAGGCUCAUUUGUUGGCUGACAUGUCUCACAUCUCAGGACUUGUUGCUGCCAAUGUCAUUCCAUCACCAUUUGAAUAUGCAGAUGUUGUCACAUCAACUACACAUAAAACUUUAAGGGGUCCCAGGUCUGGAAUGAUAUUUUAUCGUAGAGGUGUGAAAUCUGUGGACAAGAAAACUGGAAAGGAAACUCUUUAUGACUAUGAAAAAACUGUCAACAAUGCUGUAUUCCCUGCUUUACAAGGAGGACCCCACGAUCAUCAAAUAGCAGCCAUAGCUGUGGCUUUAAAACAGGCAAUGCAACCUGACUUCAAAUGUUACCAAGAACAAGUUUUAAAGAAUGCUAAAGCAAUGUGUAACUCUUUACUAAAGAAAGGUUACACAGUUGUUUCAGGUGGUACAGACAAUCACUUAGUCUUAGUUGACCUUAAACCAAAGGGAACAGAUGGAGCAAGAGUAGAGCGUGUGUUAGAGUUGUGCUAUAUAACAGUCAACAAAAACACUUGCGCCGGAGAUAAAAGUGCAAUGACCCCUGGAGGAUUGAGAUUAGGUGCCCCAGCCCUGACAAGCAGAGGUUUCAAGGAAAAAGAUUUUGAAAAAGUUGUGGAGUUAUUAGACAAAGGGGUUCAAAUAUCUGUACAAGCUCAGCUGCAAACAAAAACACUGAAAGACUUUAAAGCUUUUGUUCUUGAGAAUGCAGACAUUCAGAAAGAAAUACAAUCUCUUAAAGAGGAAGUCAUCACCUUUUCUAAAAACUUUUCCAUGCCAGGUUUUGAAGACAGAUGAGUCCAUCAAUUAAUUUCAAUGGCAAUGUUAUACAUUUAUUUAGAAAAAGAUCUGAUCUAUACACAAUAUAUAUAUACACUCAAAGAGUUCCAUAAAUCAUUUUGCAAUCCAUAAAAUAUUUUGUUUUUUGACACUGCCCUUAAGUUUUCACCAAGUUUAUUUUACUGUUGGCUCUUUCUGUAGACCUCAUACGAAAGUAACUAUGAUUUUUAGGUUUCAAUAGAUACAGAUAUAUAGAUACUGGUACUUUUACCAUGGUAACAUUUAUACAUUCCAAUAAAGUGUCCUUCUUAUCAUGUCUAAUCUUUUUGGCCAUAUAUGAUUUAUGCUAAAAAACAUAAUAAUUAAAAAAAGAAUGCAUAUGUACAUUUCUUUGACUAAUGGUCUAAGUUGUAUUGUUUUUUGCCAAUAAAACAUUAGUGAAACAUUUAAAAUUUAUCAUAUUUAAAGGAAAGUAUAUACCGUAUAUUAAAAUAAGAAAUCUAUUUUUCUGUGAUUAAUCAGACAUCUAGUAAGCAUAAUUACUGAAGGUGCUAUAAAAUAGAGCAUUGUUUAUUGAUCAUGUUUAUAUACCUUAUAUUAUGAUUGUUAUAUGUUUGGACACUCUAGAACCAGCUAAAAUAAAUUUUCAGUAUUAUAUUGUUAUUUAUGUAAAGUUGCAAUAUUUGUUACCAUACUUGAUAACUGGUCCUUUUUGGUGUAAUGUUUGUUGUGAAAGACAAUUCUGGUCAAUAAAAUUGUUCUCAUAUACUGGUAUGAGAUUUUUUUUACCCAAUUUCUAUCAAAAUGCUUAGCAGUUUAUAGUAUUAUGAAUGGCAAGAAUGUUGAGGUAUAUCAUUUACCACUUUAAUGGUUAAAACUUCCAAGAUAUCAUGCAUACUGGUACUUAAAAAUUUUUCAUAUAAUUAUUUGCUAUCAUUUUAUGGGGUAUCUAGGCAGGGUAGCACCUCUAGUGGUCAGGCAGUCGUACCCUUUACAGAGGGUAGCUUGGCUCACUCUUGGUCCCCAAUGAACUCUCACCUGUGGCUCCCAGUAGCUGUAGCAUAUGCAGCAGUCACACCCCGGUAAAAACUUGGGAGGCCCACCUUAUGGUUGCAUGCACCUAUUUUUUACACUCCUGAUUCAGAUGCGCCACUUAAUAUUUUAAAAAGUUUAGUCCUUUAAAGUGUGGGAAUUUAUACAUAUUUGGUUAGUUAUAGACAUUUGUGUCAUUAAAAUAGUUUUCUCUGUAGCUUUGUUUUGAUUUUGACCCUUCUGUUGUUCUUACUCAUGGAAGCACAGUCAUAAACUCUGCUGCUCGGCAAUACGCUGCCUACAUGAAUACUUCCCGCUACUAUCACUAUUCACUUCCAAGUACAUCCUCAUGACCCUCAAGUUUACCCUAACUGCCCAUUUGGACAACUUUCAGGAAGUGUUCACCUGUCAGUAAAUAGUGAUGUACCGGUAUGCUGUGGGUGGACUAGUUUAUUAUAUUUUAUACCGGUACUAUUGAUUGUGAUCAUGACGAGGCUAAAGAAAUCAUUAUAAUUCUAAAAUGUUUUAUGUAAAUAUAAUUUAUUCUAAUUAGCAAUACUGGUAUGUUGAAACAUUUAGUACUAGAUUUGAAUUACGUUUUUGCUCAACAAGUAAUUGCAUAAGCUAUGUUUCAAAGCUGUGUCAAAGGGUAUUAUUGAAUAUACAAGUACUGGUACUGUUGGAUUGGACAUACACAUUAACAAAACUCUUCAUGAAUGCUUUAAGAAAAAUAAAAUGUUAUGUCCUGUUAACAAUGAAAUACCGUGAAAUGGGGUGACUUUGCCUACUCUAUACUAAAAAUGUGAAAGGCUUUAAAAACGUUUUUCCUGAGUUGUUUCCCAUGAAUUUUCAUUAAAAUAUAAAAGAAUAUAGGUUAGUGUUUAGAAAUAAUACUUCAUCUCUGCUGUAAGUAGCAAAACAUGGCAGAUACACGUUUUUGACUCAGGACCUUCAAUUUCACUAAUUUCAGCUGUUUUUAGGUGAGUUACAACUUUAGUUUAGAUCUAAUAGGAUAUUAGCUAAUAAAAUGAACUUAUGCAUUUUUUUCAGUUGUAAUUUGGUUUACAAUUGUGAGGGGAAGUUGUAAUUAAUUUCCUAACAGGUUUUAAUGCCUAAGGUAGAGGCAAAGUCACCCCCCUUAUAUGUGUAGCAUUUUUUCUUUCAGAUAGUCGUGCCAACAGUGUCCAAAAAGAAGCGGAGCUGACAUAAACAUAAUGAUGUAGAAACUUUAUUAAAGCUAUGGAAGAGUGAAAACACAAACAGGGAUGAGCGGAAAUUCAGCUGGCAAUGAGAGAAUAUUUCUGUUUGGGCUAUUCUGUGAGAUUGGCGCAAGAAUGCAACAUCCUUCACAGCCAGCAUUCUCAACAUCAGUUAUGUUCCAAGUGUAUGAAAAUAAUGCUACUACCAUUGAAGCACUUAUAUUCCAGCAGUGGGGAAAUAAAUUCUGGGUCAGAUGAGUGGAAACCUUAACCACGAAGAAAGAAUUUGUCGAUAAAUGUCAUUGAUUUUAACUGUUUACUUUAGGAGGAAGCCAUGCAUUAAACAGCUAAAAUUU